AUGUCUACUGUUACUAAAACCAUUGUAGUCCUACCAGGUGAUCAUGUCGGUACUGAAAUUACCGAUGAAGCUAUCAAGGUCCUAAACUCUAUCAGUGAGGCUCGUCCAAAUAUUAAAUUUGAAUUCCAACAUCAUUUAAUCGGUGGUGCUGCCAUUGAUGCUACAGGUGUUCCAUUACCUGAUGAAUCAUUGGAAGCCUCUAAGAAAGCUGAUGCUGUCUUAUUAGGUGCAGUUGGUGGUCCAAAAUGGGGUACUGGUGCCGUUAGACCAGAACAAGGUUUAUUAAAGAUACGUAAAGAAUUGGGACUAUACGCCAAUUUAAGACCAUGUAACUUCGCCUCUGAAUCUCUUUUAGAGCUAUCACCAUUGAAACCUGAGUACGCUAGAGGUACUGACUUCUGUGUUGUUAGAGAAUUGGUUGGUGGUAUCUAUUUCGGUAAGAGAAAAGAAGACGACGGUGAUGGUGUCGCUUGGGAUAGUGAACAAUACAGUGUGCCAGAAGUUCAAAGAAUCACUAGAAUGGCUGCCUUCAUGGCCCUACAACAUAACCCACCUCUGCCAAUUUGGUCUUUAGAUAAAGCAAACGUUCUAGCGUCUUCUAGACUAUGGAGAAAAACUGUCGAAGAAACCAUUAAGAAUGAAUUCCCAACUUUAACUGUGCAACAUCAAUUGAUCGAUUCUGCUGCAAUGAUCUUAAUCAAGAACCCAACUAAGUUAAAUGGUCUUGUCAUCACCAGUAAUAUGUUUGGUGAUAUUAUCUCUGACGAAGCCUCUGUCAUUCCAGGGUCCUUAGGUUUACUACCAUCUGCAUCCCUUGCAUCUCUACCAGACACAAACAAGGCAUUCGGUUUAUAUGAACCAUGUCAUGGUUCUGCUCCAGAUUUACCAAAGGGUAAAGUCAACCCAAUUGCUACUAUCUUAUCUGUCGCUAUGAUGCUAAAACUUUCUCUAGAUAUGGUUGAAGAAGGUGUCGCCGUUGAAAAAGCUGUAAAGAAAGUUUUGGAUAGUGGUGUCAGAACUGGUGAUUUACGUGGUACCAACUCUACUUCUGAAGUUGGUGAUGCUGUUGCCGCUGCUGUAAAAGAAUUCUUAUAG
Molecule: messenger RNA, 1095 nt
Organism: Maudiozyma barnettii
Lineage: Eukaryota; Fungi; Ascomycota; Saccharomycetes; Saccharomycetales; Saccharomycetaceae
Gene: LEU2
Product: 3-isopropylmalate dehydrogenase
Exons: 1
Coding region: 1-1095 (364 amino acids)
Biological process (GO): L-leucine biosynthetic process
Cellular component (GO): cytosol
Molecular function (GO): magnesium ion binding; 3-isopropylmalate dehydrogenase activity; NAD binding
Source: RefSeq, a predicted model, not a curated record